GCGGAGAGGCGGAAUGUUCAACUCCUGACUCGGGCGGAAGCGUGGGAGCCGCGCGGGCCGCCGUCCCCCCCCCGCCCCUGCCCUCGCCGCGCGGGGCCUCGGCGCCCCGGCUGCUGCUGCCGCUCCUGCCGCCGCCGCGCCCCGCCCGGGAGCCAGAUUUUGUGGGAGUCUAAUACUUUGUCAUUAUGAGAUGUCGUCUCUCGGUACCUCCUUUGUGCAAAUUAAAUUUGAUGACUUGCAGUUUUUUGAAAACUGCGGUGGAGGAAGUUUUGGGAGCGUAUAUCGAGCCAGAUGGAUAUCACAGGACAAGGAGGUGGCUGUAAAGAAGCUGCUCAAAAUAGAGAAAGAGGCAGAAAUACUCAGUGUCCUCAGUCACAGAAACAUCAUCCAGUUUUAUGGAGUAAUUCUCGAACCUCCCAACUAUGGGAUCGUCACAGAAUAUGCUUCUCUGGGAUCACUCUAUGAUUACAUUAAUAGUAACAGAAGUGAAGAGAUGGACAUGGAUCACAUUAUGACCUGGGCCACUGAUGUAGCCAAAGGAAUGCACUAUUUACAUAUGGAGGCUCCUGUCAAGGUGAUUCACAGAGAUCUCAAGUCAAGAAAUGUUGUUAUAGCUGCUGAUGGGGUAUUGAAGAUAUGUGAUUUUGGUGCCUCUCGGUUCCAUAACCAUACAACACACAUGUCCUUGGUUGGGACUUUCCCAUGGAUGGCUCCAGAAGUUAUCCAAAGUCUCCCUGUGUCUGAAACUUGUGACACAUAUUCCUAUGGUGUGGUUCUCUGGGAGAUGCUAACAAGGGAGGUCCCCUUUAAAGGUUUGGAAGGAUUACAAGUAGCUUGGCUUGUAGUGGAAAAAAACGAGAGAUUAACCAUUCCAAGCAGCUGCCCCAGAAGUUUUGCUGAGCUGUUACGUCAGUGUUGGGAAGCUGAUGCCAAGAAACGGCCAUCUUUUAAGCAAAUCAUUUCAAUUCUGGAGUCCAUGUCAAAUGACACUAACCUUCCCGACCAGUGUAACUCAUUCCUGCACAACAAGGCAGAGUGGAGGUGCGAAAUUGAAGCAACUCUCGAGAGGCUGAAGAAACUAGAACGGGACCUCAGCUGUAAAGAGCAGGAGCUCAAAGAGCGGGAAAGACGUCUGAAGAUGUGGGAGCAAAAGCUGACGGAGCAGUCCAACACCCCGCUGCUGCCCUCCUUUGAGAUUGGCUCGUGGACUGAAGACGACGUGUAUUUUUGGGUUCAGCAGCUCGUCAGAAAAGGGGACUCUUCAACCGAGAUGAGCAUAUACGCGAGCUUGUUUAAGGAAAACAACAUUACGGGAAAGCGACUGCUUCUUUUGGAGGAAGAAGACUUUAAAGACAUGGGCAUUGUCUCCAAGGGGCACAUCAUUCACCUGAAGUCAGCCAUUGAGAAAUUAACCCAUGAUUACCUAAACUUGUUUCACUUCCCACCACUAAUUAAGGACUCAGUAGAUGAACCUAAAGAAAAUGAGGAAAAAAUAGUGAACCUUGAACUUGUUUUUGGUUUUCACUUGAAACCAGGAACCGGCCCACACGAUUGUAAGUGGAAAAUGUAUAUGGAGAUGGAUGGGGAUGAAAUUGCAAUAACCUACAUCAAAGAUGUGACAUUCAACACUAACCUACCCGAUGCAGAGAUUUUAAAGAUGACAAAGCCCCCAUUCGUAAUGGAGAAGUGGACUGUAGGGAUAAUAGAAAAUCAGACCGUAGAAUGCACCGUCACCUAUGAGAGUGAUGUUAGAGCUCCAAAAAGUACGAAGCACAUCCACUCUAUUCAGUGGAGUACAAUGAAACCUCAGGAUGAAGUGAAAGCUGUCCAACUUGCCAUUCAGACAUUACUUCCCAACUCAGAGGGCAACUCUAGAAGCAGGUCUGACUCAAGUGCUGAUCGCCAGUGGCUGGAUACUCUGAGGAUGCGGCAGAUUGCUUCCAAUACUUCUCUACAGUGUUCCCAGAGCAACCCCAUUCUGGGGUCACAAUUCUUCCCAUAUUUCAAUGAUCAGGAUUCCUACGCUGCUGCUGUCAGGCGGACCCAGGUGCCCAUUAAGUAUCAACAGAUUACACCCAUCAACCAAUCCAGAAGCUCCUCUCCUACUCAGUACGGACUAACCAAAAACUUCUCUUCUCUACAUCUCAACUCCAGGGACAGUAGCUUUUCCAGUCUUCCAACUGACAGCUCUUUAGAGAGAGGUCGAUACUCAGGUAGGAGCAAGAACAAAUAUGAUCGUGGCAGCGUAUCACUCAAUUCUUCUCCUAGGGGAAGGUAUAGCGGGAAGAGUCAGCAUUCCACUCCUUCACGAGAAAGAUAUUCUGGAAAAUUCUACAGGGUUUCUCAGUCAGCACUCAACACGCAGCAGUCACCUGACCUCAAGAGAAGCCCAAAUGACUGCCACCAACCCAGGACCAUACCAGGGAUGCCUUUACACACGGAGACCGACUCAAGAGCCAAUGAAGAGGAGAGCAAAGUCAGCGAAGGAGGAUGGACAAAAGUGGAAUACCGCUCAUCAGAAACCAAAGAUCUAAAAUUGCCUAGGAGAUGUGUGGUUACUGCUUUCCCAAAGCUCUCCAGGGACUGCUUUUGAAUAUUCUCUUCUACAUUUUACCAAAGGAGGAGCAAAGAGGGAAAAACAACAGUCCAUAAAGACCUCUUGGAAUGUCAGAAAUCUAAAAUCUGAAAGAAAGCAGACACAGGGCAGGGUGAUAACGUCACAAGCCAUAAGCCAAAGAAAUGUGAAAAUCACCAACAUCCUCUUUAGCACAAGACAGUAAAUACCAUCCUUGCAGCAAGAAAGCUCUAAGCAGCUGGGGGCAAAGGGCUGGUGCAGGUGGGAGGAAACUGCCUGCAGUAGGGGACAGGAACUGUGAGAUCCAACUUGAUGAAAUGCUUCAUAUUUUACAAAUCAAAAAGUCCAGAGGUAACAGCCUUAUAUGUCAAAUAAAUAAACUUGACUUUCAAUAUA
Molecule: messenger RNA, 2971 nt
Organism: Canis lupus familiaris (dog)
Lineage: Eukaryota; Metazoa; Chordata; Mammalia; Carnivora; Canidae
Gene: MAP3K20
Product: mitogen-activated protein kinase kinase kinase 20
Exons: 21
Coding region: 191-2593 (800 amino acids)
Biological process (GO): protein phosphorylation
Cellular component (GO): cytoplasm
Molecular function (GO): protein kinase activity; protein binding; ATP binding
Source: RefSeq, a predicted model, not a curated record